Messenger RNA from Paraphaeosphaeria sporulosa, 1722 nucleotides. RefSeq names its product NAD(P)-binding protein. Lineage: Eukaryota; Fungi; Ascomycota; Dothideomycetes; Pleosporales; Didymosphaeriaceae. The coding region runs from base 1 to 1722 and encodes 573 amino acids. The record is from RefSeq and is a predicted model, not a curated record. The transcript has 9 exons. Gene Ontology annotation, molecular function: hydrolase activity; oxidoreductase activity, acting on the CH-OH group of donors, NAD or NADP as acceptor.
AUGAGCCCAUCUGCAAUUCUACAGCCGGAAGGAACAGUCACUGCGAAAGAUAUUUCGGGCGAAUACCUGGCGAAGCCAAGCGGAGCCUGUUGUCUCAAAGGUACAAUUCACAGAGGGGAUCCACGCGGGACGUGGGAGACCAUCGCAGACGUCGAGACCUAUAUCUCUGUCCCACCAAAGUCAAAAGCCAAUGGUAAUGUUCUUCUGUACUUUCCAGAUGUCUGGGGGAUGUUUCCGAAUGGACUGCUGGUGAUGGAUGCCUUCGCGGAUGCGGGUUAUAUUGUGUUGGGCUUGGACUAUUUCCGUGGGGAUCCAGUCUGGAAACACCGUAAAAACCGGAAUGACCACAGCGAUCCGAACUUUGAUUACGAGGCCUGGAAGAGGAAGCACAUGGCUUUCGCAGAUGUUGCUGUCCCCAACUGGGUCUCGGCGGUGGCUUCGCGGUAUCGCAAAGACAAUCCGAAGACAGGUUUUGCCUGUGUGGGUUACUGUUUUGGUGCUCCUUACGUAUGCGAUGAGUUGGCAAAAGACACAGUGGCUGCGGGCGCCUUUGCGCAUCCAGCUUUCCUGAAAGAGCACCAUUUCCGGCAGCUUGAGAAGCCUCUGUUCUUGUCUUGUGCGGAGAAGGAUCAUACUUUCGAUGUCCCGUCCAGAAGACGAGCGAUUGACAUCCUUCAAGAAGAGAAGAAGAUUUAUCAUUACCAAGAGUUUGCAGGUGUUGAACAUGGGUUCGCUUUGCGCGGAAACCCAGACGAUCCGUACCACCGUAAGUCAUCCUUCGGAUGUAUUAGACGCUCAGUACAGCGAAAUAUCGAAGCUUCGGUGAGGGAGUAUUUAUUAACUCAGUCUACUUUGAAUCGCCUCAUCAGCAAUCAACUCCAAGAAAAUACUUUCAAUUCGACCAUGGCACCACCAAGAGCAUUGGAUUUUACUGGCGAUGUUGCAAUAGUCACAGGUGCCGGGUCACGAAUGGACGGCGAAAUUGGCAACGGUCGGGCGGCUGCGAUCUUGUUGGCACGUCACGGGGCCAAGGUGGCUUUGCUCGACUUCAAUAUUGAGUGGGCGAAAGAAACGAAAAGGAUGAUUGACGAAGAAGGUGGCGUUUCAGAGGUCAUUCAGACAGAUGUGACUCAGGAGGAGUCGUGCAAAGCCGCCGUCUGGAAGACUGUCGAGCUUUUCGGUGCAGUGCACAUCUUGGUCAACAUUGUUGGUGUUGGUGGCGCGAUGGGAGACGCAACAGUCGUGAACCUAGACGCAUGGGAACGCGACUUUCGCAUCAACGUUACUAGCAUGAUGCUAAUGAGCCGCUUCGCCAUACCUGAGAUGCGCAAGCAAGGACGUGGCUCGAUAGUCAACAUGUCAUCGGUUAGCGGCUUGCUGGGUGGCAAUCCAAGUCUGCUGUACCCGACCACAAAGGGAGCGAUUAUACAAAUGACGCGAGCAAUGGCUGCACAGCAUGGACAAGAGAACAUCCGUGUAAACUGUGUUUGUCCCGGCAUGGUAUAUACGCCCAUGACUCGCGGACGCGGGAUGACAGACGAGAUGAGACAGGCUCGUAUCAAUCAGAACCUGAUGAAAAAAGAGGGCACGGGAUGGGAUGUAGGUCAUGCAAUUCUGUUCCUGUCAAGCAAAGAGGCUGGCUGGAUAACUGGCCUCAUAAUGCCCGUCGAUGGUGGUGUAAGUCUUGAACAUUCAGAGACUACGACUCGAGAGAUCAGCUGA